UACAACUAUUAUCGACUGACAAUAACUGAUUUUGAAAGACCAAGGACAUAAAGAGGUGGCAUGAUGAAGAGAAGUUUAAAAUUAAAGACAAUACCCAUUGUGUUGAUGUUGGUCUUUGCAGUCCUCAUAUUUAUGCUGUAUGUAUCACCCACCACUAACAGACGCCACACUUACAACGGUUCCGAUACUGCUGCGCUAGAGAUGGAAGACAAACAUAUCGAACAGAAUGAUUUGUAUUUUGAUAAAUUGUUCAUUCGUCACGACUCGGAUCGUAGGACUUUUCUCAAGGGCGCAAUACAUUUUGUAUGGGACACUUAUUUGAAAUACCAUUCACCUAACACCCUGAGGUCAUGUGUGAAUGGUCGGUUUCUUGUGUACUCGUGCACUGGUGGUACUGUGUGUGGUGGUCUUGCUGAUAGACAGAGGGGCAUCAUAUCCGCCUUCCUCCUUGCUCUCCUAUCUAAUAGGACGUUCGUGGUGGAUAUGGCUAGGCCGUGUGAACUGGAACGCUUCUUGGAUCCAAACCUGUAUGACUGGAUCAAAUGCAAAGACUAUAUCAGAAAACUUUCAUCCAAAGAUAUAACAACAUUAAAUUACCAUAAUGAAAGACAGGAAUUCAAACGAUUGCUGUCAAUCAACAAUAGCAAUACCGAACUAUUUAAUGAUACGGUUGUAAAGAUAAUACUGAAUAUGUGUGCGCUGCCUUUAUUUUAUAGCGCCAACUUAACGGCAGUACGGAUGCCGUGGCUAAAGCUUUAUACGAAAAUAGAUCUUAUAAACAUUGUGUAUCAUAUACUUUUCCGCCCUGGCAAGAAACUGUUACACGAUUUAAGACUAGUUGACCAACAGAUAGCCAAGAAACAUCUACAUUGUGCUCAUAUCCGUAUUGGCAAAAAUCCAGAUAUUCCGAAUGAUCCAACAUUCGUCCAGAGUAGAGGGUUCAUCAACACAAGCACGAUAUCAUCUUUCUUCAAAAGAGGGACAGAUCGCCACACAAAUCUUGUAUUUAUUGCUGCAGAUGCUUCACACGUCCGGAAGGAAAUGACAGCUCGCCAUGAGCACGUUCUGCAGCUGAACACAAGCAUAGUUCACAUUGGUUUCAGUCGGAAGACCCCCGAGGCAUGUGGCGGUUUCUACUCGGCGAUCCUGGAGCAGCUCGUUCUGACACAAUGCGAACAGCUGGUCCUUACGUCCAGUGGGUUCGGGUCCAUGGCGGCCUAUCUACGAGGCAUAUCGUGGGGACUUUUUCAGUAUAAUUCAAACCGUACUAACGAUGUAUCUUUGCGGAACUCCGUUUCGGAGCAUACGCUCGAGGCCGACAUGAAAUCGCAUGGAUUUUUUAUUCGAUACUAGGGGCAACUUAGUACAAUAUUUGUACAAACCGAUAAUGAAAAAUCAAAGGAAAAAAUAAAAAUACUCGUUGUUUAUUUUUAUCUUUAGGGAAAUGCACAACAUUGUCGUCUGGAUUUUACCACACUAUAUUAAUUCUUGUAGGGGAGAUACAUUCAAUGAACUUUAAAUAAUCCAUAUUAACAUCCUGAAAAUUGUUACAAUUUAUUGUCCAAAAAUGGUGCAUUAGGAGCGUAUUUUAUUACCUUUUGGACGAUUAGGGGAUGCGCCCCCCACCCCUUCCCCCUUAAUUCGCUAGUGACAAUUGAUUUCUUUUCUGGUCCAUUCAAAAUUGUCUUACUGUAUUGAUUUAAU
This is a messenger RNA of Mya arenaria, 1704 nucleotides long. RefSeq lists its product as uncharacterized. NCBI's taxonomy places the organism in Eukaryota, Metazoa, Mollusca, Bivalvia, Myida, Myidae. The transcript has 2 exons. The coding region runs from base 61 to 1353 and encodes 430 amino acids. The record is from RefSeq and is a predicted model, not a curated record.